GUAUUGAGUUUCACUUCGUCUACUGUUGAAACGAAGAAACUUCCGCACUUUUGCAGCUGUUGCAGCUGUUGACGCAGUGAAAAUGGGCGCUUGUAUGGCGUUGUGUUCCCUGGCGAGCUGUGCAUCGUGUCUGUGCAGCUCGGCUCCAUGCAUCUUAUCAGGAUGUUGUCCUUCCACCUACAACUCCACCAUCACCCGCCUGGCUUUCUCCUUCUUCCUGAUCCUCGGCACCCUCGUGUCCAUCAUCAUGAUCCUGCCUGGAAUGGAGCAUCAUCUGGAGCAGAUACCUGGGUUCUGUGAAAAAGGCCGGUCCAUACUGAGCUUUGAGGGAGUGGUGAACUGCGAGGUUAUUGUUGGCUUUAAGUCCGUGUACAGGAUGUGUUUUGCUUUGGCCUGCUUUUUCGUUCUCUUCUCCAUCAUCAUGAUCCGAGUGCGAAGCAGCAAGGACCCACGAGCCUCCAUUCAGAACGGAUUCUGGUUCUUUAAGUUCCUGAUACUGGUUGGAAUAACAGUAGGAGCUUUCUUCAUCCCAGAUGGCACAUUUAACACAGUGUGGUACUAUUUUGGCGCGGUUGGCUCCUUUAUCUUCAUCCUGAUGCAGCUGAUUUUGCUGGUGGACUUUGCUCACACAUGGAACCAGAAUUGGGUGGAAAAUGCUGAGAAUGGCAACAGGAAGUGCUGGUAUGCAGCUCUAUUGUCCUUCACAUUCAUUCAGUAUGCGGCCGCAUUUACUGCGAUGGUGCUGUUUUACGUGUUCUACACCCAGCCGGAUGACUGCACCGAACACAAAGUUUUCAUCAGCCUCAACUUUAUCUUCUGCAUAAUAGUGUCUGUCGUCUCCAUUCUCCCUCAAGUGCAGGAAGCUCAGCCUGGCUCAGGUCUGCUGCAGUCUUCACUCAUCUCGCUGUAUACCAUGUAUCUCACCUGGUCUGCUAUGAGCAACAAUCCCAAUCGGAAAUGUAACCCCAGCCUGCUACAGCUGGUUACCAACAACCUCACUACCACAGCUGCUCCAACCCCCACCAUCCCCCCUGGGCAAGUCCAGUGGUGGGAUGCACAAGGAAUUGUGGGAUUGGUCAUCUUCCUCUUUUGCACACUGUAUGCCAGCAUCCGUUCAUCCAAUAACUCUCAGGUGAAUAAGUUGAUGCAUACGGAGGAGAGGCAGGAGCUGGCGCUCGACCGAGAGGCAGAGGUGGGAGAGGACGGAGUGAGACGUGCUGUGGAUAAUGAAGAGGAUGGCGUGACCUACAGUUACUCUUUCUUUCACUUCUGUCUCGUCCUGGCUUCUCUUUACAUCAUGAUGACUCUCACUAAUUGGUAUCAGCCUAACACGGCGUACACGUCCAUGCAGAGCACCAUGCCUGCAGUGUGGGUGAAGAUCAGCUCCAGCUGGCUGGCCUUGGCUCUGUACCUCUGGACUCUCGUGGCUCCUCUGAUCCUCAACAACCGAGACUUCAGCUAAGCUGCAAAGAAGCCAUUCCAGCACAGGUUCUGGUCCAUGUGCCCUCAUCUGUGUGUAGAAUGAAAUAUUUUUUCCAGUGAGAAAAUACAACCACAGAAUAUCAAAAUCAAUCAUCUGAUUUCUUUCUCUCUUUCUUUUCCUUUAUACGUUUAUGAAGCACUGAGAAGGACACUAUGCUUAUCGAUUGUUAUUAUGGAAAUCUCCUAGAAUUAUAACACUUAUUACCUGUAAGAUCACACUUUUCAUUAGUUCUUCUGUUGCUCUGUAAUGUUUAUGCUGAUUUUCUCUCUGGUGUUGGUCAAAUCUACAUCUGUUGAUGUUCUGUAUGUUUUUGUGAAGUGUAUUUUGACCAAAGAAGGAAGCAAAUACUUUUAUACCUAUCUGAAGGCAGUGGGUUUUAUAAUGAUCUAGUUUGUAUUUUGCACAUUUUAACCUGCAGGAAAUAUUAUUAAAGAUUUUCACUCGA
This is a messenger RNA of Silurus meridionalis, 1928 nucleotides long. RefSeq names its product serine incorporator 2 (gene serinc2). The record is from RefSeq and is a predicted model, not a curated record. Gene Ontology annotation, cellular component: membrane. The coding region runs from base 83 to 1462 and encodes 459 amino acids. NCBI's taxonomy places the organism in Eukaryota, Metazoa, Chordata, Actinopteri, Siluriformes, Siluridae. The transcript is spliced from 10 exons.